This is a messenger RNA of Chironomus riparius, 576 nucleotides long. NCBI's taxonomy places the organism in Eukaryota, Metazoa, Arthropoda, Insecta, Diptera, Chironomidae. The record is from the annotation of a GenBank genome assembly.
AUGAAAUAUUUAAGUUGGAUUGUUGUUGUUGUCCUGCUUGCUGGAUGUGAUCAGAUAUUUGGGCAAAAUCAGACAAAAGUAGUGCAAAAUACGAAUGGAACUGCCGGUAAUGUUGCACUUGAAUCCUUUACAUUGAACCUUGUUGACAUAAAUUCAACAGUCAGUUCCUCAGUAGCUCCUUUGAUCAACACAAAUGUGACUGAGAAUCCAACAAAUGCUUCAGCAGUCACCACAACAUCAUUGCCGACCAAUGCUUCAGAUAUUACCACUCCAGUACCCUCAAAAUUCACAAACACAACAGACAUCCCAACUCCAGCACCAUCAAAUUCAACAUCCAACGACACAACACCGCUAGUUCCUUCACAAAACUCAACAAUUCCAGCUAAUUCUACAGAAAAAGCAUCAAUAUUUCCACCAGAAUACACACCAGCUACAGGUUGGGGUACCUUCUUAAUUGCAUUCGGGCUUGUCGUGAUUGCUGGACUUGUUCUUAGUGCCUUCUACUUCAAGAGUAAGAAACGAGGUUCCAGGAAUGAAUUUUCACCAUUAUUGAGUGAACUAGAAAGUGAUAUGUGA